AUGGACACUAAACUGGUCAACAGCACAUUGGGACUACUUCUUAAUAUAUUUUUCCCUAUUAAAAUGUUGCUCAAAAUAUAUUCAUUGUGUAUCCUCAUGGUAGAUAUUGUAUGGGUGAUGUUUAAUACAAUGUGUGCAGUGCUGCAAGCAGUUUAUGAACUUUUCAAGCCUCCACCCUUGAAAUCUGUAAGACUGGAAACUGCUAUGGUUAUUGGUUCUGGUCGAGGUGUGGGCCGUGAGAUAGCCAUACAAUUAGCUGAACUUGGUGCAAUAGUGAUUUGUGUAGACAAAAAUAUCUCAUCAAAUGAAGAUACAGUUGAAAUAAUUAAAAGGAAAGGUGGAUCUGCAGCUAGCUAUAAUUGUGAUGUAACUAAAAAGGAGAAUGUGAAGAUGUUAGCUACUCGAGUCAGGAAAGAUUUAGGUUUUGUGAGCAUGCUGUUCUACUGUUGCGGUAUACCAAGUCCAAGAUCAUUGCUGACAAAGCCUCCACAAGAUAUUCAUGUUACAUUAGAUUUGACACUUACAUCUUAUUUUUGGUUCAUCGAAAAUUUCGUACCAGAAAUGAAAACGAAGAACCACGGUCAUAUAGUAGCAUUAACUUCUGUGGCUGGGUUGAGUUACAUCAAGGAUCAAAUGCCUUUAAGUGUAGCUCAGUUUGCUGUCCAAGGUCUUGCUGAGUCAUUGACCGAAGAGCUGAGGAUCAAUAAAAUUGAUGGAGUGCGUGUGACUCUCGCACAUAUCUACCCUUUCAUAGUCAACGAUGAAAAUGAGUUAAGACUGAAAAUACCCAGCUACUUCGGCACGAUAACUCCAAGCCAGGCAGCAAGUUCGAUUCUAGACGGUGUAAGGCGUAACUACUCCGAAGCGUCAGUACCAAAGUAUUUGUUAUAUCUUGGCCAUGUUUUGCGUAUUCUACCACGAAAAGCCACUGUCCUUAUUAGGGACUUACUAGACACAGGAGUGGACUUUGCAUGA
Molecule: messenger RNA, 975 nt
Organism: Arctia plantaginis
Lineage: Eukaryota; Metazoa; Arthropoda; Insecta; Lepidoptera; Erebidae
Source: the annotation of a GenBank genome assembly